Melanotaenia boesemani (Boeseman's rainbowfish) is the source of this 2010-nucleotide messenger RNA. Its product is annotated as IKBKB interacting protein. Lineage: Eukaryota; Metazoa; Chordata; Actinopteri; Atheriniformes; Melanotaeniidae. The coding region runs from base 402 to 1631 and encodes 409 amino acids. The transcript has 3 exons. The record is from RefSeq and is a predicted model, not a curated record.
GUUGGAACAGUGCACAUUUUGCCACGUGAAAGAUUAAAACAUGUUAAACUUAACUGAAGCUUUACAUUUCAUUUAGAAUAUAUUAAUCCACUUAAUAUUUUAGCAAAAAAUGCUAAUAGUUGUGGGUGUUUACAGUGUUAUAGUUUUAGUCUAGCUUAUUAGCUACGUAGUUGUGACAUUUACAUGCUAACCAUACCAGCACUUGAAGGCGGCAAUUUUCCCAUUAGCCAAGAGGAAGGCCAAAGAAGUUUAGCAGCGGUAAUCACCCGCAAAACACAGCGAUUAAUUAGCUCCACAAUGAACCUGUCUGUUAAACAGGGAUCCUAUUUUAAUCUGCGGCAUAACGAAUAGCUGGAGAGAUUUUUUUUCAUGCUAAGUCAGCUGUUUAUUAGUGUGCUAAAAUGCCGAGUGAAGUCAAAUAUAGAAAAAAGACGCAGGCUCAAAAGCAGGGUGACGAUCUAACACAAACGUCUUCUGCAAAUGGAAAAGAUGAAGCACCAAAAGGGAAAACGGAAGUGCAAAUGGGAACAAAUAAAACAUCUUCAGGUCCGGAUAUUAAAAGUUUAAUGUGUGUAGUGUCACUUUUAGCCUGCGGAGCUCUCAGCUGGAUGGUGUUGCAGCAGAAUGAGAGGUUCGCUCAAAUGGAAGAAAAGUACAGGUCACUUGACGGGAAAACAUCCAGCCUGUUGGACAUGGAGGAAAAGAUGGUAGAAGUUUCCAAAAAGCUUGUGGCCUCUGAGGAUGACCUACAGGAUGCGCUCUCCACCGUCUCCUUGGCAACAAGACUGCAGCAGGACAUCUCUACCCUCCAUGCAUCUGUGAUGGCAAUGCAGACUGACGAGAACGUCGCCUCCCGUGACCUCCAGACGGUCAACGCUCACUUCCUCACCGUGACGGAGACGUGGCAGGAGAGGUUGGCUGCCAUCACCUCUGACCUGGCAGCCCUCAAGACCGAGUCUCGGGAGGCCCACGCCGGAGCCACCGAGCAGGUGAAUGAGGCCGAGCGGAGGACUCGGGCUCUGGAGAAGAGGCUGGAAGAGCUUGAGGACAGCACAAAGAGGAACAUGCGAGCUAUGGAGCGCGCAGAGGAAGAUGAUGCCAAGCGAGCGCAGGACCAGCUGGACUGGAAUACCAAGCAGAUCCACAAGCUGGACCAGCAGAUCAGCAGCCUGACCAAGAGCGAAGCUGAACUGAGCUCUCAGCUUCAGGAGCACAUUCCUAGAGCGCAGGCGUGCGAAGAGCACCUGCCACAGGUAGAAGAGGCGGUGCGCUCCAUCCUGAAACUCGGCGGUGACCUAAGCGGGGCGGAGAGGAGGCUGGAGGAGGUGACGUUACAGGUGUUUGGGACUGAGGACAGCAUGCUGAAAGCUGUGAAUGAAAUCCUCAAGAUCAGACAGGAGCUGGACACUCUGCAGGCUGAACACAGCAUCCUGAAGAUGAAGAAUGAGUUGUCCGUGGUUAAAGAGGCGGUCCAUGAACUCACCAUGGUGUUGAGGGAAAGUAGGGCUGAAAUCCAAAUGGACUCUGACACUUUGGAGGAAGAAGGAUGGAAGGAUGAAGAGGAGGAGGAGUGGCAGGAUGAUGACCAGGGCGAACCAACUGAACUUCCUCAUGAUGACCUCACUGAAUGAUGUCAUUGUUUUAAAUGGACUAGGGCGUGGCAGGAGUUUUAAUUUAAUCUGAGUUUUGUCAGAAAAACAUGAACCCUGUACAGAGAAAUAGCCUGAACAUGCACUGUGCUCCAGAUGAUCAGAUUUAUAGUGUUUUCUCUACUAAUUCACGAAUAAACAAACUCAGAAGGGUUAUUUUAUGAAAAUAAGUUAUGUUCGGUCCAACAACCUGUAACAUCUCGGUGUCUGGAUUUGAAACAGGAACAACUUUUGUAUCUAAAUAAUCUACAUAUUUUGUGCAACUUUCAACUGUCUAAUUUUGGUGGAAAUUAUGUAAAUCAUUUCACCACUGAGCUUAUUUAAUAAAAUCCCCUUUCUUAAAAGAAAAGUUUUAUUUGUU